AUGACUAUCCUUGACCCCUUCAUCAACAUACUUUCCAAAGACCCUUAUACAGCGCUUCAAAACAUCUCGGGGCAGGACUCGCAUAUCUUGAUCGUCUCCGGCUUUUUCCCUCUCGCAAAGUCCAAGCAUCCGAUGGACGACUACUCUGCCUGGCUUGCGCGCUUCCUCACGCCUAUCACAACUGAAAUCUAUUUCUUCUGUCCCCCAGAUAUCGCCCCUAUGAUACAAUCCCUUCGAGGCGAUCUCCCCAUAACUAUCAAUACGUCUUUUUCCACACCUUUCGACAUCCCACCCUUGCGCGGACUCGAGUCCCGUUACGACGAGAUGCACGCUUGGGACCGCGAGGCGUUUCGACACUCACCUGAAUUAUAUGCAGUGUGGUCUGCGAAGGCAUUCUUCCUGGACGAAGGCGUCAAAAAUGCUAGAGGUUCCGCAGAGUACGACUAUGCGUUCUGGAACGACGCAGGAAGUUUUCGGGAUGAGCAUGCGUUGGCGGCGUGGCCGGACGGCAGGAGGGUCGAUGAGGUGUUCGAAAUGGCUUCUGUGCUGAAUCGUGUUCCUAAAGAGGAUAUUAUAUUCAUUCCAAUGUGGUGGAUGCCUGACUACAGUCUGGGCUCCUGGAAGGAGGACUUGGGCCCUGUUGAUAUAGAUUUCAGCGAAGGGUCUUUCUUCGGUGGGACGCCUGCUGCCAUCACAUCUUACCGGCACAUGUAUUACAGCUACCAUGACGAAUAUUUGUCACGGAAUAUGUUCGUAGGCAAGGAUCAGACAUUGAUCAACGCCUUGAUUUUCCUCUUUCCAUCACGUUUCGCGACGGUAUGGCUGUUUGAUCAAGAAGCGCCAGCGCACAAGGGCGUGCCAGACAACUCAGAGACACCUCUAGGCGCCUGUGGGAGCUCAUGGUUCUAUUACCAGUGGUGGUUAGCAAGCGCGGAAGAACAGGAGAAGACCGCGGGCAUUUGGAUGCGCGUGGAGGAUUAUUCGAAGGAGAGCUGGUCGCGAUGGCGGACACGGUGUCGUGUGACGAGGGUAAUGGGGAUGGAUAUGGUGCUGAAGAGACAAUUUGGCAGAAUGUGGACGCAUCCUUCAUCAUCGUUCACCAUCAAGGAUAUUCAACGCCAUAUCUAG
Molecule: messenger RNA, 1128 nt
Organism: Heterobasidion irregulare TC 32-1
Lineage: Eukaryota; Fungi; Basidiomycota; Agaricomycetes; Russulales; Bondarzewiaceae
Exons: 2
Coding region: 1-1128 (375 amino acids)
Source: RefSeq, a predicted model, not a curated record